Messenger RNA from Colletotrichum godetiae, 354 nucleotides. RefSeq lists its product as uncharacterized. NCBI's taxonomy places the organism in Eukaryota, Fungi, Ascomycota, Sordariomycetes, Glomerellales, Glomerellaceae. The coding region runs from base 15 to 248 and encodes 77 amino acids. The transcript has a single exon. The record is from RefSeq and is a predicted model, not a curated record.
CCAUAGACAAGCCGAUGAGGGCCAGAUUAGUAGUUGAGUCGGUGACGAUCAGCGAAUACCUGGUGUUGUAUGUUUUUGGUUUUUUUCCCUCUUGGGAUCGGGCAAAGAGGUUGGUGCAUGACGCUAUUUACGGCGUAGCUGCGCGCCUACCCAGUUCAGAAAUCGGAAUGUGGCGCUAUCUUCCCUUGGUCUCUUGGUGUAAGCAAGAGGUUUUGUCAUCGUUUUGGGAGUUUGGGAGAUUCGGGUGAAAGAGAGGGAAGUCGUUGAGAGCCUGGGCUAUUGGCGAGACUGUAUUAUGAGAUCUAAUUGGUUGACCAGAUGAAAUUCUUCAGCGAGAAGGAAGAAGAAGAAGAA